UUCAGCAUCGCGGAGGAGAACCCACCCUGCAUGCAGGACCACCGCUCGGAAACUUUCUACAACACAAAAAAUCCUGAGAGAACUCAUCUUGUGGUCUCUCUUUCGAGAACAUCCUCUGGACUUUUUUAAGGGAGGAGGCUGAUCCAAAACAAAGGUGCGCUUUUGCAUGGCUCGCCGUCCUAACUUUUUCAUUUUUUUAAGAGGGGUCUUUUCUGAUGAUUUGACUGAUUGGUGCCAGUGCUAAGACAUUCCUCCUCAAUUGGACCUGACAGAGCUCCCAGAGCUGAGGAACAACGACAACAAGAAGCAGUAAGAAGAAGAGGAGGCGGAGUCAUCAUCUCAAAAUUUAAAAAGGAGCACUCCGGGGCUCGGACGCGCGCAAACAUGAUGAUGAUGUCUCUGAGCAGCAAGCAGCCCUUCGCCGCCAUGGCCCACGCCAGCCUGGCCGAAGCCAAGUACUCCCUGCACUCCUCGGCCUCCUCGUCCUCCUCGUCCACGCUGACUUCCUCGGCCUCCUCCUCUUCGUCCACGCCGUCGUCCGCCUCCUCGUCCUCCUGCUCAUCUUCCCGUCACAGCGGCAGCAGCAUCAUCAGCACCAGCGGCUCAGAGGCGAUGAGGCGAGCCUGCCUGCCCACACCACCGAGCAAUAUAUUCGGCGGCUUGGAUGAGAGUCUGCUGGCCCGGGCUGAAGCUCUCGCCGCGGUGGAUAUCGUCUCCCAGACCAAGAGCCACCACCACCACCACCCGCCUCACCACAGCCCCUUCAAGCCGGACGCCACCUACCACACCAUGAACACGCUGCCGUGCACCUCCUCGUCGUCCUCCUCCUCCUCGGUGCCCAUCUCGCACCCCUCCGCCCUGGGCGGCCACGGCCACCACCACCACCACCAUCAUCACCACCACCAUCACCAGCCGCACCAGGCGCUAGAGGGCGACCUGCUGGAUCACAUCACCCCGGGCCUGGCGCUGGGAGCCAUGGCCGGGCCGGACGGCUCGGUGGUGUCCACCCCAGCGCACCCGGCGCACAUGGCGGGCAUGAACCACAUGCACCAGGCGGCAAUCAACAUGGCCCACGCCCACGGCUUGCCCCCCCACAUCGGCAUGAGCGACGUGGACGCCGAUCCGAGGGACUUGGAGGCCUUCGCGGAGCGCUUCAAGCAGCGGCGCAUCAAGCUCGGGGUGACCCAGGCGGACGUGGGCUCGGCGCUGGCCAGCCUCAAGAUCCCCGGCGUGGGCUCGCUAAGCCAGAGCACCAUCUGCCGCUUCGAGUCGCUCACGCUGUCCCACAACAACAUGAUCGCCCUCAAGCCCAUCCUGCAGGCGUGGCUGGAGGAGGCCGAGAAGUCCCACCGGGAGAAGCUCAACAAGCCCGAGCUCUUCAACGGCGCCGAGAAGAAGCGCAAGCGCACCUCCAUCGCCGCGCCGGAGAAGCGCUCGCUGGAGGCCUACUUCGCCAUCCAGCCGCGGCCCUCCUCGGAGAAGAUCGCCGCCAUCGCCGAAAAGCUGGACCUGAAAAAGAACGUGGUCCGGGUCUGGUUUUGCAACCAGCGACAGAAACAGAAACGGAUGAAGUACUCGGCGUGUGUUUGAACGCACCACGGCGAUUCUCGCUCGGACUUUGGACGCUUUGUAUCAUAAAUUUCCUACUUAAAUAUUUCAACAAGAAAGAACAAAAAAACAAGAAAAACACACACCUUUUUCCAUUUGCCAUCAUCGAUGACUUUGUGAAUAAGAUGAAGAAAAAACGGAGCCGUGGAGUCUACCUGCCAGCAAGUAAGGCCGAAUGCUUUCCAACACUUGUUUAAAAAAAAAAAAAAAAGACUUGAAAUGAAAUUUCCAGCCAUGCUGAAUUAUUUCACAGGAGGACUGCAGUUAAAAUAGAGCAGAAAGGCGUGGAAAAUAGCAACGGAGAGCACUUGGUUUAUUUAUGAGGGACGUUUCAUUCAAGCAGGGUCCACUUGUGAGAGAUGUAAUAAUAAUGAUAAUAAUAAUAAUGAUUACGAUGAUAGAUGACUGCCAAAUAUCUCUCUGUAAAUGCAUCAUUUUACACACUCCAUUUUGUGUCGAAAACGUGCAAUUUUGCUUAUAUUUUUGUGAGGGGGAAUUUUAAAAGAUACCCACCGGAAUGUUGUUAGGCCUUUUUUUAAAAAAUACAUUUAAUUGAAAUGUUCUCCUAUAUUGCAAUAAGUUUACAGUCCAGCGUGGGCCUGCAGCAUCUUAUGAACUAUUUAUUGAGUGAGGUCAUGUUUACUUCAUUACAUAUUUAUUGGGAUUCCCCAUCACCAACCCCCUCCCUCUUUUUUUGCCUGAGAAAAAAAAUCCAAUUGUGAAUCGUACAAAUUCACACGAUUUAUUUUAUUUAUUUAUUUUAAAGAUGGUACAAUCGCCAUAUAUGAGAUAGUCCCCUGUCUCCUCCGUUUCCCCCCCCGCUGUUUAUUUGUAUCAAUGUUUUUUUGAAAAAAAAGGAUGUCGUUGCUUGUUCCAAUCACCUUGUUAAGUUUAUGAAGUCAUGUUAUGAUUCUGAUUUAUUUUCUAAUAUUCAUUAGAAAGCGUACAAUGUAAAUACGUCAUCGCUGCACAUAAAUAUAUUCGUACAGGUUUUUGCUGUAUUGCUGUUUUAGCUGAGGUAUUUCUGUAAUGUAUGUUGCUCCUCCUUUUUUUUAAAAAAAAACAAACUUUAAUUAAAAAAAAUAUAUUGGUUAAAUUAUUCAAAUCAUUUAUCACACAACAUGUGUUGCUUUGUUUUUUUUUUUGCUUCUUUUCAUUAAAAAACCCAACAAUUAUUAUUUAUUUAUUUACAACAAUUGAACUGCAAUGUGUUUCAUUAAAGAGCAAACUUUACCAUUUGAUUUAUGAUGGCUUUUUUUUUGGAAGCCCAGACAUGCUAAUGUGCUAUGCUAUUUUAUUUAUUCAUCUGUUUAUUUAUUGAUGAAGGAGGAGGGAAAACGCUUUAGCUGUGGGAUGCACAGCUUAAAAAAAAAAAAUCAUUUUCUUUCCCUAUCACUCCCUGUAAAAUGCUGCCAUUUUAUUCCUAUUAUUAUUAUUAUUAUUGUUAUUAUUACUAAUACUAUCGUGCACAAGUGCAAACCACCUAAUGUGAUUUUACUCCUUUUUUGACAUUUUUGGGGGGUAUUUCCACCUUCCUCCUUGGCUCCAUCAACACCACCAGGUGACUCAGGGUUGCCAGCUUACUGCAGCUUACCUGAGAGCAAAUGCUAAUAUUCUAUUAGAGCCUUAAUCAGGGGCUCUACGGAGGCCCGGAUGGCUCCCUGGAGCGGAGACUUGCCAGAUGUCAGCCCGCCAGAAAAACAGCUCGCCUGCCAAUGCGCCCCCACCCCCCAUCACUACACCCUGCAACACCACCUUUAUCCUUCUAAAUACACUCUUUGAAGAGGAAAGGAUGACAGAAAAUGAUGUUGAUUAUUUUUGUCAUGUCUAAAGCAGAUAGCGUUUCCUGACCUUUUUCAACUCAAGACAAAAAUAUUGAUACGAAAUUACUAAAAUACGUCAGGUAUUGCAAUAAUAUAAGCAUCUAAAGUGUAUAAAAACACAGAAGGUCUGUUUAAGGAUUAAUACAAUUUUUGACAGUGUUUCAAUCUACUACACAAUUGGCUACAGGACCCAUUUUUAGCUCCCAAACCCCAGUUUGGGAAACCCUGCUUUAAAUAGUGUAGGGCAAGGAUGUCUAAAGUGUGGCCCAGGGGCCAUUUUUGGCCAGCGGCACAUAUAAAAUCAAACAAAACAAAACAAAACAAAAAGGAAAAACAGGAAAAAUACAGCAAGAAUAUUCAUACUAAUAACUAAUAGCAACACAAAUCUUUGUCUUCAAAUUGAUAUAAAAACGUUUGUAACCUUUUUACAAAAUAAAAACAUACAUAUAUCAUUAGCUUUUUCAGUAUGCGGCACUCCGUGGAAAAAGUUAGGACACUGUUGGUAUUUAAAUAUGCGGCCCACGGGACAAAAAAUGGGGACCCCCAGAAUGAUAUGGGACUGGCUGGCGAGUUCAGUUCAAAACUAAUGCAGGGGUGCCCAAAGUGCGGCCCGAGAGGCAUUUGCGGCCCGCAGUUUGUUUCUUAUUUCACAUUUUUUAUUUUCAUUUUCUGAAAACGCAAUUAUACAAGAAAACCAACCGCAAAAGUAAAAAAGAGAGCAAAAAAAGCAUAAAAAUCACGACACAAAGUUGAAGUGUUAAUACUAAUAAAACUAAAACUAAAAAUAGGCUUUGUCACUUAAAGCUGCUUUUUUCUUUAAAUAACAUCUUAGCAGAGCUCCAUGGGUUGCUUUUAGCCUGAUAAGAACAUAAAAAACAUAAAGGUGGCAACCGAAUCCUUAAAUUUUUCGAUAAGCGGCCUUCGAUGGAAAAAGUUUGCUCAUGCAAGCGGCACAACAGAGGAUACAAAGGAACUUUGACUAGCAUUCAUUUCUCAGUAGGUUCUUUAAAAACGGCAGAGAGGUACUUUCACAUGGAGGAUCUUUGACUCACUUUUUUUGCAAAACAGCACAGUGCUCCUGUCAUAUAGACCAGUGAUUCUCAACUGCUGGGUCGGGACCCAUAAGUGGGUCACAAAUCCAUUCUGGGCGGGUCGCAGACAGCUAGUCAAAAAUUAACGUUAAAAUGUUGUAAUAUAAAAAAAUAUGUAAAUCUGCACUAUAAAUAAGUAUAAUAUGAUUAUGUAUUAUGUAUGUAUAUACAACUGACGUCUGACUUUUUUAAAAGUAAAUUGAGCUAUAUUUUAGUCAUCUUUCUCCUUGGUAUAUAAUCACUGCACAAUUGUAAGUGAAAUAUCUGCUUUUGUGGUAUUAUUUACUGCAAUUUUGGUAUUCAUUUUAAUUUACUUUACUUUAAUUUUGGUAUUUAUUUAAUUUACGCAUUAUUUGUAUGCAUGCAGUUAUCAAGUUCGUCGUCAUUUCCUUAAUACAAUGUCAUAAUAAAUCCAUUUAAAAAAUACAUGUUGGACAUGUAAUUAUGUGGAUUCAUGUUUAAAAACAAAACAAAACAAACACGUUUGCUGAGUGGGUCACGACUUAAUGACCAAUGGAAAAUGUGGGUCCCAGGGAACUCCUGAAAUAGGAAAUAGACAAUCUUUGACCAACCUAAACAUAUAAGUUGUAUUUUAAUACAACAAAUACAACUCAUUAUUUUAGUAGCCCCCGCCCCAGAACAUUUUAAGAAUUUAGUAGAAUAGCCAUAGAUGUUAUUAGCUGAGUAGACAGCAGAGAAAAAGAUGAUCAGCACCAUGGACAGCUACCUGUGUAAAAGUUUCAUUGAACUGCACACUUGCAGGACACAACAUUAGGUACACCUGACAGUCUAAAAAAUGAGCUACUAAAGGUAUUAAUUUGACAAUAUAUGUUUGUUAUUACGAUUGUAGACAAGCACUGCUUUUUACACAAAGAGCUGUUUGUAAUAAUUGCAUGCUGUCAUAAUAAUAAGCACAACAUUACACCCAAAAGACUCAUAAGAAACAUAUUUACAUUGGCCACAAGAUUAGGUACACCUACACAAUUCGAUUUCCACACCUUGCCUUAGGGAUGCAUGUGUAUUUAUGUGUAUUUAAUAUCU
This is a messenger RNA of Dunckerocampus dactyliophorus (ringed pipefish), 5563 nucleotides long. RefSeq names its product POU class 4 homeobox 2 (gene pou4f2). Gene Ontology annotation, biological process: regulation of transcription by RNA polymerase II. Bases 385 to 1590 code for a protein of 401 amino acids. The record is from RefSeq and is a predicted model, not a curated record. Lineage: Eukaryota; Metazoa; Chordata; Actinopteri; Syngnathiformes; Syngnathidae. Gene Ontology annotation, molecular function: DNA-binding transcription factor activity, RNA polymerase II-specific; RNA polymerase II cis-regulatory region sequence-specific DNA binding. The transcript is spliced from 2 exons.